Molecule: messenger RNA, 6628 nt
Organism: Stegodyphus dumicola
Lineage: Eukaryota; Metazoa; Arthropoda; Arachnida; Araneae; Eresidae
Gene: Brr2
Product: U5 small nuclear ribonucleoprotein l(3)72Ab
Biological process (GO): resolution of meiotic recombination intermediates
Cellular component (GO): nucleus
Molecular function (GO): ATP hydrolysis activity; nucleic acid binding; DNA helicase activity
Source: RefSeq, a predicted model, not a curated record
CAAAUUGUCGGUGUUUGUGUUCUCCGCAAUAAAAAUGGCGGAUGCAGCUGCCCGUUCGUUGCAAUUUGAAUAUAAAGCAAAUUCUAAUUUAGUUUUACAAGCUGACACUCGACUUAUAGAACGUCGUCCCAGAGAUGAAGCUACCGGUGAAGUUGUAUCUCUUGUGGGAAAGUUGGAGGGCUCCCGUAUGGGUGAUCGAUAUCAAAGAACGAAGCCGGCCAAAGCAGAGGAGAAAAAAGCUAAGCGCAUGAAACGCGAUGAAUCUAGGUAUGAUUUUUCUAAACUUAAAGGUCAAACUUUACUAUCUGAAGGCAUAGAAGAUAUGGUGGGUAUUUUGUACAGACCUAAAACAGCAGAAACUAAGCAAACAUACGAAGUUUUAUUAAGUUUCAUUCAAGAAGCUUUGGGUGAUCAGCCUAGGGACAUUCUCUGCGGUGCUGCGGAUGAAGUUCUUGCUGUUCUGAAAAAUGAAAAAAUUCGAGACGAUAAAGAUAGACGACGGGAAACAGAAGCUCUUCUCGGCCAAUUAGCUCAAGAGAGGUAUGCUGUUUUGGUUAAUCUUUGCAAGAAAAUUACCGAUUACGGUGUAGAUGAUAAGGUUCAGACUACUGAAGAAAACAUUGAUGAAACAUAUGGUGUAAAUGUUCAGUUUGAAGAGUCUGAUGAAGAAGAGGAAGAUAUGUGUGGAGAAGUAAGAGAAGAGGAUUCUAAUGAUGAAAAUGAAGGGGAUGAAGCCAUUGUUGAUAGUACACUUCAUGCAACAAACUUAGGUUCAAGCCAGGAUACCAUGGGUAAAAGUGGUAAAGGUUUACAUCCUCGUGACAUUGAUGCUUACUGGUUGCAAAGAAAACUGAGCAAAUUUUAUGAUGAUCCUGUUGUUGCACAAACAAAAGCUGGAGAAGUUUUGGACAUAUUGAAAACAGCUGAUGAUGACAGAGAGGUUGAAAAUCGGUUAGUAUUUCUCUUAGGUUAUAAUCAGUUUGAGUUCAUUAAGAUUUUACGGCAGCAUCGUCAAACAAUAUUGUAUUGCACAUUACUUGCUUCAUUACAAAGUGGAGCAGAAAAAACUAAGCUGAAAGAAAAAAUGCAAAGUGAUCCUGAAUUAGAAAAAAUUUUGAGACAGCUUGAAAAUACAGAAAAAGAAGAUAUAAUUCAAGAAGAAAGGGAACGAAGAGCUCAGGUUCGUCAGGCUAGAGUUGAUGCUGAUUUAGAAGCCAUGGACAUUGAUGGAGAAAGUGUGCCUCAACUUCAGCAAUGUCGUGUUUUGGAUUUAGAAGAUUUGACAUUUACACAGGGUAGUCAUUUUAUGGCCAAUAAACGUUGUCAGUUACCUGAUGGGUCAUUUCGUAAGCAGAGACGUGGAUAUGAAGAAAUUCACGUUCCAGCUUUGAAACCCAAACCAUUUGAAUCCAGUGAAUCCUUAAUGCCUAUAGAGAAAUUACCCAAAUAUGUUCAACAUGCAUUUGAAGGUUACAAAAGCUUGAACCGUAUACAAAGCAGAUUAUGCAAAACUGCUCUAGAAACAGAUGAAAAUUUACUUCUCUGUGCUCCUACAGGAGCAGGUAAGACAAAUGUUGCAUUAUUAUGUAUGAUGCGAGAAAUAGGAAAACAUAUAAAUUCUGAUGGGACAAUUAAUGCUGAUGAAUUUAAAAUCAUAUACAUUGCACCAAUGCGUUCUUUGGUGCAAGAAAUGGUGGGGAAUUUUAGCAAACGUCUUAAAUCGUACAACAUUCAGGUGUCUGAGCUUACAGGUGAUCAUCAGUUAACCAGAGAACAAAUAAAUGCAACUCAGGUUAUUGUAUGUACUCCUGAAAAAUGGGAUAUAGUGACAAGAAAAGGUGGUGAAAGGACAUAUACACAGUUAGUCAGGCUUAUGAUUUUUGAUGAAAUUCAUCUUUUGCAUGAUGAAAGAGGUCCAGUUCUUGAAGCUUUAGUUGCUAGAACUAUCCGUAACAUUGAAAUGACACAAGAAGAAGUGAGAUUAGUAGGAUUGAGUGCUACAUUGCCUAAUUAUGAAGAUGUAGCAAGUUUUUUGCGUGUAACACCAGCUACUGGUUUGUUUUAUUUUGAUAAUAGUUUCAGACCUGUUCCAUUAGAACAGCAAUAUAUUGGCAUAACUGAGAAAAAGCCUAUCAAGCGUUUUAUGUUAAUGAAAGAAAUCCUGUACGAAAAAGUCAUGGAACAUGCAGGAAAAAAUCAAGUUUUAAUAUUUGUUCAUUCACGAAAAGAAACUGGCAAAACUGCUCGAGAAAUACGAGAUAUGUGUUUGGAAAAAGAUACAUUGGGGCAGUUUCUUCGAGGUGGUUCGGCUUCUACUGCUGUUUUAGAGACAGAAGCUGAUCAUGUAAAGAAUCACGAGUUAAAAAAUUUAUUACCAUAUGGUUUUGCAAUUCAUCAUGCUGGUAUGAGCCGUGUAGAUCGUACAUUAGUUGAAGAUUUAUUUGCAGAUCGUCACAUUCAAGUUCUUGUUUCUACUGCUACACUAGCUUGGGGUGUGAAUCUUCCAGCUCAUACUGUUAUAAUUAAAGGUACUCAAAUAUAUAGUCCAGAAAAAGGUCGUUGGGUUGAGUUAGGAGCAUUAGAUGUGCUUCAAAUGUUAGGUAGAGCUGGUAGACCACAGUAUGAUACUAAAGGUGAAGGAAUAUUGAUUACCAAUCACAGUGAAUUGCAGUAUUAUCUGUCACUUUUUAAUCAGCAGUUGCCAAUUGAAAGCCAGUUGAUUAGUAAACUGCCAGAUAUGCUAAAUGCUGAAAUUGUUCUGGGCAAUAUCCAAAGUAUGAAAGAAGCUGUUACUUGGCUAGGUUAUACCUAUUUAUAUAUCCGUAUGCUGCGUAGUCCAUCGCUUUAUGGAGUGCAAGUUAAUUCUGAAGAUCCACUUUUGGAAAAGCAUCGAGCAGAUUUGAUUUACACAGCUGCUACCUUAUUAGAUAAAAGUAAUUUACUAAAAUUUGACAAAAAAGCGGGUAUUUUUCAAGUCACAGAAGUAGGCAGAAUUGCAAGUCAUUAUUACUGUACAUAUGAAACAAUGACUACUUAUACUCAGCUCUUAAAGCAAACUUUGAGCGAGAUUGAACUUUUCAGAGUGUUUUCAUUAUCAAGUGAAUUUAAAUAUUUAAAUAUCCGUGAAGAAGAAAAACUGGAGUUGCAGAAAUUAGUGGAAAGAGUUCCUAUACCAAUCAAAGAAAGUAUUGAAGAAUCGAGUGCUAAGGUCAAUGUGUUACUUCAAGCAUAUAUAUCUCAAUUGAAAUUGGAAGGGCUUGCUCUUAUGGCAGAUAUGGUGUACAUAACACAGAGUGCUGAUAGAUUGAUGCGAGCAAUAUUUGAGAUUGUUUUGCAUAGAGGUUGGGCACAGUUAACUGAUAAAGCUCUUAGUUUAUGUAAGAUGAUAAAAAGGAGGAUGUGGCAAUCUAUGACACCAUUGAGGCAGUUUAAGAAAAUACCAGAUGAAGUUGUAAAGAAAAUUGAGAAAAAGAAUUUCCCAUGGGAACGAUUGUAUGAUCUUGGGCCUAAUGAAAUUGGAGAACUUUUAAGAAUGCCUAAACUAGGUAAAACUGUUCAUAAAUAUGUACAUCAGUUUCCUAAAUUGGAUCUUUCUGCUCAUAUUCAACCUGUAACUAGAGCAACGUUGCGAGUGGAGCUAACAAUAACUCCAGAUUUUCAGUGGGAUGAAAAAGUGCAUGGUAGUUCUGAAGCCUUUUGGAUUUUAGUUGAGGAUGUUGACAGUGAAGUGAUUCUCCAUCACGAAUAUUUUCUACUGAAAAGUAAAUUUUGUCAAGAUGAGCACAUUGUGAAGUUUUUUGUACCGGUUUUUGAACCUUUGCCUCCACAAUAUUUCAUACGAAUAGUUUCUGAUCAGUGGAUAGGAUCUGAAACUCAACUACCAGUUUCAUUUCGCCAUCUUAUUUUACCUGAAAAAUAUCCACCUCCUACUGAACUUCUAGAUUUACAACCACUUCCCGUAUCAGCACUCAGGAAUCCAUUCUUUGAAUCAUUAUACAAGGACAAGUUUCCUUACUUCAAUCCUAUCCAGACACAAGUUUUCAAUUCAGUUUAUAACAGCGAUGACAAUGUAUUUGUUGGAGCACCUACUGGAAGUGGAAAGACAAUUUGUGCAGAGUUUGCAAUUUUGCGUUUAUUAUCUCAGAAUCCAGAUGGAAGAUGCGUAUAUGUCACUCCGAAAGAACCACUUGCUGAAAUAAUUUAUGCUGAUUGGACUUCAAAAUUUUCUACUGUGAUGAACAAAAAGGUUGUACUAUUAACUGGGGAAACUAGCACAGAUCUAAAAUUGUUGGCUAAAGGGAAUAUUAUUAUCAGUACUCCAGAAAAAUGGGAUGUUCUAUCUCGUAGAUGGAAGCAGAGAAAAAAUGUACAAAAUAUAAAUUUAUUCAUUGUUGAUGAAUUGCAGUUGAUUGGUGGUGAAGAUGGUCCCAUUUUAGAAGUUAUAUGCUCCCGGAUGCGAUACAUAUCAUCUCACCUUGAUAAACCAGUUAGAAUUGUGGCUUUGAGUUCAUCACUUGCAAAUGCUAAAGAUGUUGCUCAAUGGCUUGGUGCUAGCCCGAAUUCCACUUUUAAUUUUCCUCCAAAUGUAAGACCUGUUCAACUGGAGCUUCACAUUCAAGGUUUCAAUAUAACUCAUAAUGCAUCUCGCCUUCUUGCCAUGAGCAAGCCUGUUUAUCAAGCAGUAACAAGAUUAUCGCCAAGAAAACCUGUAAUUGUUUUUGUUCCAUCAAGGAAACAAUCUCGUCUCACUGCAAUAGAUAUUUUAACAUACUGUGCAUCAGAAGCUCAACCUGCUCGUUUCCUUCAUUGCACCGAUAGUGAUAUACAACCUUUUGUUGACAAAAUAGUGGAUAAAACCCUGAAAGAAACUAUUAGUAAUGGAGUAGCAUAUCUACAUGAAGGCUUAAAUUCCAGUGACAGUAAAAUUAUUGGACAGCUAUUUGAAAGUGGUGCUAUUCAAGUUGUUGUUGUUUCAAGAAAUCUUUGCUGGGGAUUAUCACUAGCUGCACAUUUAGUUGUUAUCAUGGAUACACAGUACUAUAAUGGCAAAAUACAUACAUAUGAAGAUUAUUCUAUUACCGAUGUGCUUCAAAUGGUUGGACGAGCAAAUCGUCCAAAGUAUGAUGAAGAUGGAAAAUGUGUGCUUUUGUGUCAAAGUUCAAAAAAAGAUUUCUUUACAAAAUUCCUUUACGAGCCGUUGCCAGUUGAGAGCCAUUUGGACCAUUGCUUGCAUGAUCAUUUUAAUGCUGAAAUUGUAACUAAAACUAUUGAUAAUAAGCAAGAUGCAGUCGAUUAUCUUACUUGGACAUUCCUAUACCGUCGUAUGACACAAAAUCCCAAUUACUAUAAUCUACAAGGAGUUACACAUCGUCACUUAUCUGAUCAUUUAUCAGAAUUGGUUGAAAAUACACUAAAUGAUUUGGAGCAGUCCCGUUGUAUCAGUAUUGAAGAUGAAAUGGAUGUGUCACCAUUAAAUUUAGGUAUGAUUGCUGCUUAUUAUUACAUUAAUUAUACAACAAUUGAACUGUUUAGCAUGUCUUUAAAUAGCAAAACCAAAGUGAGAGGUCUACUUGAAAUCAUAAGUUCAGCUGCAGAAUAUGAAAGUGUCCCAAUUAGGCAUCGUGAGGAUAAUUUGCUUAAACAGUUGGCCAACAGAUUGCCUCAUAAAUUGGCUAAUCCAAAAUUUAGUGAUCCACAUGUAAAGACUAAUUUGUUACUUCAGGCCCAUUUAUCUCGUAUGCAACUUUCAGCUGAAUUGCAAUCAGACACUGAAGAUAUUCUAAGUAAAGCUGUAAGAUUGAUUCAAGCAUGUGUUGAUGUAUUGAGUUCAAAUGGUUGGUUGUCACCUGCUUUGGCAGCUAUGGAACUGGCACAGAUGGUGACUCAAGGUAUGUGGAACAAAGAUUCAUAUCUGAAGCAGUUGCCUCAUUUUACUCCAGAAAUUGUAAAACGUUGUACAGAAAUGGGUGUGGAAACUGUUUUUGAUGUAAUGGAACUUGAAGAUGAGGAUAGGAAUAAACUGUUGCAACUUAACGAUGCCCAGAUGGCUGAUGUUGCCAGGUUCUGUAAUCGAUAUCCCAACAUUGAAUUGAGUUAUGAAGUUCAAGAUAAGGAAAGUAUUAUGAGUGGUCAGACUGUUAAUGUCAGUGUCCAGCUUGAAAGAGAAGAUGAAGUGACUGGUCCUGUGAUUGCACCUCUCUUUCCUCAGCGGCGUGAAGAGGGUUGGUGGGUGGUGAUUGGUGAUCCCAAAACAAAUUCUCUCAUUUCCAUCAAAAGACUUACAUUACAGCAGAAGGCAAAAGUAAAAUUAGAUUUUGUAGCACCAAAUGCUGGAGAACAUACUUAUACAUUAUACUUUAUGAGUGACUCUUAUAUGGGCUGUGAUCAGGAAUACAGAUUCAACAUUAGAGUUAAUGAGUCAAAUAGAAAAGGCUCAGACAGUGACAGUGAUUAAAGUGAAUAUAAAAAUGUGCACAUUUCCUCUGUACUCUUCUAUUACCAAGACCAGAUUCAGAAAUGUAUGUAUCUACAUUCUGUGGGUACAUAUAUACAUGUAUUUCUGAAUCUGGUCCUCUGAUAACAGAAAAGUACCUUUUCCUCAGUUAAACUCUUUUUUUUUUUUUUUUUU